GCAACUAAACCUGGUUGCACGGUGUGUGCGUGACGUCACGGCAGGGAGUUGUGUCGCGCGGUUAUGCGUUCUUGAGUAUCUCCUCCGCCAUUGAAAGAAAGUAUUUCGCGUACGGUUCGGCGGCUAUCUUGCUCUCUUUCACGGUGUAUGACGAGCGGCAUGCGAAGAAGCGCGUUGGAUAUAUGACGUAGGAGAGGGCGUACGUAAAGGAGGACCGUAUUCGAGAAGUCCCGUGGCCGUGGCUGGCGCGCGUGUAUCUUCAAUUUCGUGAAAGAAUUUAAUAUAAAGCCAUCUCGAGGGACCGCACAACACGUCCUCUCUUAUUUUUACGAAACCGGCUGUAACGACGGUGGUAGUUAAGUCCCCGGUGGCGGCAGGAGAGCGCGCGCGCGCGCGCGUCCGUGUGACUGCGCGUGAGAAGAAGAUAUAUUAUAUACGCGUUGAAUCUUCGUGCCGUGCUGUGCCGUGCCGUGUCGUGUCGUGUCGUGUGUGCUCCUGGUAUGCUCGCAAGCUCGCUACCGAUAAUCCUUUAGCAAAGCAAGCUUUGUAAUAUUACGCGUGGGAUAAAAAAAAAAGAAAUAAAACGUACCGUUGUUUUCUCACAGUCGGAGAGUAUUUUCUACUCGUUACAAAAAGAAAGAAAAAAAGAAAAGAAAAGAAAAAAGGUUUUUAACGCGCGUUGCAUCUCGCCGCGCGUGUGUGUGUAUGCGAGAUGGCCGGUAAGUAAGCGGCACACGCAGCUCUCUCUCCCUCGUAUUCUCUUGUCCGCGUUGCGUCUGCUCAUAUGUAUCUCUCUAAUUAGAGUGAGGUAGAGAUAGAGAUAGAGAUAGAGAUAGAGAGAGAGAGAUAGAGAAUAGAAAGAUAGAGAGAGACAGGUUACUCACCACGAGUACUCUUAUGUAUAUAUAUAUGUGUAUGUGAAUAUAUAUAUAUAUAUACACACACACACGUCUCUAGUACGCGUGUCUCUAUCUAUACGCGUGCCUUACGGUGCAAGAAAAGAGAAAAUAAAAAAGUGAUAGAAAGAGAGAGAGAGAGAGAGAGAGAGAGAAAGAGAGGGAGAGAGAAAAAAGGAGUAGAGAGCCAUCGAGACAGCGUGAUUAUUCUUCUUCUGCGUCUCUCUUGGCUCCUCGAGUUUCUUCGUCGCGUUCCUUACGUACAUUUGUCGCGUUCCUCUUUGUGCAACCGUUUCACCGUGCCGCACCGUACCGCGGCAGGGUGAACCUUGACCUAGUUAUCUCGUGGGGUUCACGGGUAUAUAUCUGCAGCAGCGCUACGUGCAACUGGGGGCUUACCUUCCGCCAUUUAUCUCUUUCUCUUUUCUCUAUCUUCCUUGAUUUCUUCGCAUAUUCUCUCGAAUAUUAUCUCGCACGCGCCCACCGCACGCCGCGCGCUCACGAUUCUACGCUCUCCUCGUGCGUCGCGCGAGGCCAGAUGCGCUUGUCGCCGGUAGCGACCGCGACCGCGACGGCGACGGCGACAACGGUGGCGACGGCGAAGCCGGUAGCGGCCUAGAAGCAUGAUGGAUUACGCCGAAACUUCAAGCAAUGGUGACAUUCAGUGGUGUUUUUCGCAAGUGAAAGGGACUUUGGAAGACGACGUUACCGAAGCUGAUAUAAUAUCGUGUGUUGAAUUUAAUCACGAUGGUGACCUUCUUGCAACUGGGGAUAAGGGCGGACGAGUUGUUAUUUUUCAAAGGGAUCCUAUUAGUAAAAACAGUAUACCACGGAGAGGUGAAUAUAAUGUAUACAGCACUUUCCAAAGCCAUGAGCCUGAAUUUGAUUACCUGAAAUCAUUAGAAAUAGAGGAAAAAAUUAAUAAAAUUAGGUGGUUAAAAAGAAAAAACCCUGCACAUUUUUUACUUUCCACGAAUGAUAAGACAAUAAAAUUGUGGAAAGUUAGUGAAAGGGAUAAAAGAGUGGAAGGAUAUAAUACGAAAGAAGAGAAUGGUGCGAUCCGGGACCCUGCCUGUAUAACUGCCUUGAGGGUGCCAACCAUAAAACCAAUGGAAUUAAUGGUAGAGGCAUCACCAAGGAGAAUAUUUGCCAAUGCGCACACUUACCAUAUAAACAGUAUAAGUGUAAACAGUGAUCAAGAAACGUACCUCAGUGCAGAUGAUCUUAGAAUUAAUUUGUGGCAUCUUGAAAUUACUGAUCAGAGUUUUAAUAUAGUAGAUAUAAAGCCUACUAACAUGGAAGAAUUGACAGAAGUCAUAACAGCUGCAGAAUUUCAUCCUGUAGAAUGUAAUGUCUUGGUUUAUAGUAGUAGCAAAGGGACCAUCAGACUUUGCGAUAUGAGAUCUGCUGCUCUUUGUGAUCAUCAUAGUAAACUUUUUGAAGAACCAGAAGAUCCGACCAAUAAGAGUUUUUUCUCAGAGAUAAUCUCAAGUAUAAGUGAUGUUAAGCUCAGUAAUUCUGGUAGAUACAUGAUUAGUAGGGACUACCUCAGUGUUAAAGUGUGGGAUCUACAAAUGGAAACAAAACCCAUUGAAUGCUAUCCUGUACAUGAAUAUUUAAGAUCAAAAUUAUGUUCACUUUAUGAAAAUGAUUGCAUCUUCGACAAAUUUGAGUGCUGUUGGAGUGGUAAUGAUUGUGCCAUUAUGACAGGCUCAUAUAAUAAUUUCUUUAGAGUAUUUGAUCGUAAUACCAAACGUGAUUUAACUUUGGAAGCAGCACGUGACAUUGCCAAACCAAAAACUCUUCUGAAGCCUCGUAAGGUGUGCACUGGUGGUAAACGUAAAAAGGAUGAGAUUAGUGUCGAUUGUCUGGAUUUCAACAAAAAAAUAUUACAUACUGCGUGGCAUCCAUCUGAAAAUGUUGUAGCAGUUGCAGCCACAAAUAAUCUUUUCUUAUUCCAAGACAAACUCUAGCACAUCUGCAUGCAAAUAAUACAACGGUAUAUAUUGACGUGAGCGAGGCACGUUGAAUUAAAUAGGCACGGUGAAAUAAUAGGUGUCUGAAUUACACUGACGAAAGUCGACUAUUUGCAUGUCAAUGGUCGACUGACAGAAAAGUGGUGUACAUAGCGCCGUCCACACAGCUCACACGUUCAUAUAAGUUAUAUAUACACCUACAUGCAGAGAUUUGCACCUGAUACCUUGCCACGCGCAUACAUGUACAUAAAUGCAUGUAAGUUAAGACACAUGCAUAAAAGCUCCCAAAACUCUUAAGUUGACUAGUUCAAAUAAGUUUGCACAUGGAGUCACUCUCAAUUGAUAAAGUGAAUCGUCUAAUCAAUUAUUUGACAAUUGUAAUGACGAUUACUAUAAAGUUUUCUUACACCAAACGUGCAGCUGAAUUUUUAGCUUACUUGUGCUAUUGCAGUAAUUGCGCUACUACACUAUGCAGAGACGGUCAGUGAAAAUAUCUAAUUCGCUCAUAUAUUAUAUAAAAAGUGUUUUAACGUAACGUCUUACGAUCAGUUAUAAAAAUAAUACUAUCAAUGAAAGACAGUGGAUAUAUAACCGAUGUUUCGGCAGGAGCUGAUUAUAUAGCACAGGCAAUUUGGCUUUAUUUAUCCACUUGAUUAUCAAAUUGGGUUUUAAAAAAAAAAAAAA
This is a messenger RNA of Vespa mandarinia (Asian giant hornet), 3556 nucleotides long. It is a transcript of the gene tws, whose product is annotated as protein phosphatase 2 regulatory subunit tws. Gene Ontology annotation, molecular function: protein binding; protein phosphatase regulator activity. Lineage: Eukaryota; Metazoa; Arthropoda; Insecta; Hymenoptera; Vespidae. Gene Ontology annotation, cellular component: protein phosphatase type 2A complex. The record is from RefSeq and is a predicted model, not a curated record.